AAUAUAACGUAUACGUCCCAGUUAACCCAUCUCUGCAAAAAAAGUGAAACUAAAAAAAAAGUCUUUUAGUUCAACCAAAAAAAAUAUUCUAUUUUAACUUAAAAUUUUGGUGUUUUUCCUUAUAAUUUUUUUUAUCUACGAAUUAUAUUUCAAUAAAAUUAAAAUAUUCACAACACAUUCGAAUUAUAAUGCUUCUUAAGGAAUUGAUUCGUUUUUCCACCCAACAUCGAACUCUCUAUUGCUAUAUGAUUUUGAGUGUUUGGAUAUUUUUACUUAUAGCAGGGAUGUAUAAAUACAUUGGAAAUAACAAUAAUAUAAGUACUUUGGGCUUCCUCAAUGGCAAACGUAUUUAUAUGACAACUUUGGAGGACGAAGAAGCUACAAAGUUUCGCAAAUACAAACAACGUUGUGCUCCAAUUGACAGAUUGAUUAGAAAGGACGAUGGCGGGAUUUUGGAUGGAUGGAAAUUACAGGGUGUCCUUUUGGUUAUAAGGCAUGGAGAUCGAGGACCAAUGUCUCAUGUGAGAGGGGUUUCGUCAAUUGAUUGUGGUGCUAAAGAUGAUAACCUCUUGAACAAAUAUCGAUCCUUUUUGUAUAACACAACGAGUAGUCCUGCCGGAGCUAAUCACAUGUAUUGGAAUAAAUUGGGACCAUUUCAUGGAUUUGCUUUACUUCCUGCUACGGAAAAAUCCUGCCUCCUGGGACAGCUUACAUACAAAGGCAUAGCCCAACUGUUACAUGUUGGUGAAAUUUUACAUCAAAUCUACGCUCAUCCACUGGGGCUUUUAUUGAAGCCUCAACAAACCAAGUCGUACAUCAUCUCAACCCCACACUCACUGCUGAAUUCGGAUGAAGUUAUACUCUACACAACACGUUACCGUCGAACUUUCCAAUCAGCCAUGGCCUUGUUAUUUCCAUUUCUACCAUCUGACAAAUGGUUGGCUUUGAAUGUUCGAGAAUCUCAUAGCAUGGCAUUUUGUUUUGCUGAUUGUGCCUGCCCGCAAGCCGAAACAUUUCGAAAAAAACUCAACUGGAUGAAUGCAAAUCAUAUCAGUCAGCAUCCAGCUGUUGCUGCUGUAGUUCAAUGGAUCGGUGCAACUUUACUACAACAUACACCGAAUGGCAUUAAUAAUCCAAAUGAAGUUGUCGAUGCAGUUUUGACAGUUUUAUGUCAUGAUGCACCAUUGCCAUGUCGGAAGACAGCUUCGAAUACGUCAAAAAUGGUCACAACCGAACCAACGAAUAUGGACCUCAAUGACGUCAUAAAUAUCGAUCAAGAUGAUACUGCCGCUAAUUUAGUCGAUACACCAAUGUCAAAUGUAGUCAGUGAGGAAACAAAUCAGGGUGGCCAAACUGAAGGUUGCAUCGAACCAAGUCAUGUGGCCGCCCUAAUGUCUUACACAAAUUGGCAAUCAUCGAAAGAAGUCAAUCAUUCGCUGUACAAACAAAUAGGACUUCUUCGAGCUUACGGCAUGAUUCGACACAUGGUCAGUUAUAUGCUGAAAAUGAUUUCAGGUGAUCGGACAAAGUUUGUGUUAUAUUCUGGUCAUGAUUGGACUUUACAAUAUUUGACAGCUGCAUUAGGUAUUAAAACUGAAAGUACAUCGAUUCCAUAUGCAACUCGAUUGACAGUUGAAGUUUAUAAAAGUGACAAGAGUACGGAUUAUUACUUUCGAGUUUUAUAUAACGGAAGAGAUGUCACUCAACAAAUUGACUUUUGUGAGGGAGGUAGAAGUUUACGUGUCACUCGAGAUAGCCGUGGAAAUAAGGCAGAUCUAUGUCCAAUCGAAAAUAUUAUAAGAUUUCUGCACGAGGACUAUUUUGCUCCUUUAAAUGCAACAAACUUUAAAGAUGCUUGUAGUUCACCAAAAUUAAAUGAGUUUUAA
Episyrphus balteatus (marmalade hoverfly) is the source of this 1886-nucleotide messenger RNA. Its product is annotated as 2-phosphoxylose phosphatase 1. Gene Ontology annotation, biological process: dephosphorylation. The transcript has 4 exons. The coding region runs from base 189 to 1886 and encodes 565 amino acids. Gene Ontology annotation, molecular function: phosphatase activity. The record is from RefSeq and is a predicted model, not a curated record. Lineage: Eukaryota; Metazoa; Arthropoda; Insecta; Diptera; Syrphidae.